This is a messenger RNA of Alternaria metachromatica, 2880 nucleotides long. RefSeq lists its product as uncharacterized. The record is from RefSeq and is a predicted model, not a curated record. Bases 1 to 2880 code for a protein of 959 amino acids. NCBI's taxonomy places the organism in Eukaryota, Fungi, Ascomycota, Dothideomycetes, Pleosporales, Pleosporaceae. Gene Ontology annotation, cellular component: plasma membrane. The transcript is spliced from 6 exons.
AUGUCUCAUCCACAAAAGUCCGAUACUCUCGCUUCAAUUCAGGAACUCAACGCAGCUCUCCAAAAUCUCACUGUCGAAAGCCCCAGGCUCGGGUUUCUAUCCCUAUCCGGUGAACUUCGGAACAAGAUAUAUUCAGACCUCGCCAAUGAACGUAUAAACCACGACGCUCCCGUCAACUCAGAGACCACAUCAUUCUCCUCGACCCCAAACUACCUGCACACGCCCGCACACCAGAUCGUGCUGUAUUACGAGAACAAAGACGACAUUCUAUACGAACCUCCAGAAUGGAACACCAUAAAACGCUACGAUAUGGGCCUCACGCAGACCUGCCAUCAAAUACGAGAAGAAUACGAAGCUACUUAUCGACAAAACCACUCAAUGUCCAUCUCGCUCGAUGCCCUUGUAUCUAGCACCGCCUCCCUUUAUCCUGACCAGCCUCCCAUCCUUCCCCUAGGCAACGUACGCAUCACAGUCCGAGAGUCCUCGUGGUCAACACCCAACAUCGACAUUCUCCCUUUUCUGAAGGCAUACAAAAGCUCUCCGUCCUUGAAGCUGCACUUCGACCUCCCCGAACACGCGCGGACUGCUUUUGGCGAUGUGUUCAGCGUGAGGGAGAAUAACAAGUGGUGGGUCGGUGUUGAGGAGCAUGUCGCGUUUAUACAUGUGUGGCCUGAGGUAUACGGCGAGAGAGCUAAAGUCGGGAUUACGGUUACCAAGGAGUUUGAGAUGAAGCGGAGGAGGGGAAGGAGGGGAGUUCAGAAAGAGUGGGAUGCUUUAAGGGACGGGACCCGACGAAACGAGAAUACCGGUAUCAAGAAGAUGUUUACACCCGUCGAGACUUCCAUCGGCGCCUUUCUGCUACACCAAGCGACUAGCAACCUCCUCUAUCAGAAUGGCGAUAUCCUGGGACUCAGCGGCUAUCUGCGUCGACUCUUCUCUGCGCCUACGAAGGAACUGCUCGCUUUCUUCACGGGCAUGGCUGCCAGCUAUGUUCCGUUGAAGGCAUUAGCACCGCAGUUGAUCACGGAGUAUCCUGCUGUACAGACAAGUCCACAGAGUGCUCUGUUUACGCUAGCGAUUGGUGCUCUGAUAGGAUGGGGAACAAAGAUGUCGAAUGGGUGUACAUCCGGACACAUGCUGUGUGGACUCCCCAGACUGAGUGGACGCUCAGCAAUCGCAGUUGCUACCUUCUUUCCCGCGGCGAUCAUAACACAUCACCUCGUCAAUCCGAGCCUAUCGAGUCCGAUGUGCCCCGGCAGUGCACCAUGCUACACGCCUGUGUAUCCAUCAACCGAGACAACCGCAUCUCUUCUCGUACUCGCCAUAUUCAGCAUCUUCGCCGCGCGAACCAUACCCAAACUCGUAGCCCAGGUCACGGUUGCACCAUCAGCCAAGGACGCCAAACACCAGCCUGCGGAUACACAUACUGCUGCACGCCUUACGACGCAGUCCUUCUCCGGUCUUCUUUUCGCCCUCGGUCUUCACAUUUCGCAGAUGUCGCACCCCGAAAAGGUAGCCGCUUUCUUCUCUUUCCCGAACUUGCAACAUUGGGACCCGUCACUCGCUCUGGUCAUACUCUUCGGCGUCCUGCCCAACCUGAUCGAGAACCAGAUGAAAGGCUUCACCAGCCCGCCAUCGUUCGCCGACAAGUUUUCGCUGCCUACGAAAACACUACAAGAUGUGGAUAUAAGAUUCGUUGUCGGAGCUGCAGCUUUUGGUAUUGGCUGGGGCUUGACAGGAAUUUGUCCUGCUGACUUGACAUCUAGCUGCUCGAACGAUGUGCGUCUAUCCACUAAUGUCACGAUUCUCGAGGCGCCAUACAAGAAUGUCGCUGCCGCUGGGCCUCCGCCUCCGCCCCCUCGAACUCCUCCGCCCGGACUGCCAGAUCGGCCUCCUCCGAAUCCACAAAACGAACCUGCGACUGAUGAGGUCUGGGAUAGGUGCAGGAGAAAGGGAUGCACGCUCUCGUGGGCGAUGAGCCACGACGACAGCGAAGUCGGACCCCAGUACAACCCAGGACGUACCACGGCAGCAUCACCGUACCAGAAUCGUAAUCAACUCGGAAGAUGGUUCUGGCAGUAUUUUCAAUUUGAUCCAAGCGACGAGGCGGAUUCUUUUUUCAACUUCUAUUUGACAUGGGGUAUCGGUGAAGCACUCGCAAGUCUCGGACUCAACCCCAACGCAGACAGAUUCGAAGGUGGCGAGAACCACGUCGUCUCCUAUCAGCACAACUUGCCUGGAUUCGAUGAGGAUAUUGAUGAUCAAACGUACUAUGUUGACGGCAAGCAGUACCGGGCCACAGGUGCUGAUUUUACCUUCUCACUCAACAUCAACGAAGGCGUCAUCAUAGCAAUGAGCCGUACAAGCCCCAAGGAAAUAGGCAAGGGAAAGGACCCGCCAAUUACCGGUGACGGACUGCCACGCCUUAAUCAAUUCUCAGACGUGGCGUGGCUGGAGUGGCAACAUUUGAUGAACCAGAACAAUGGCGAUGUCAGAAACAUGCGUUACUUCGUGUCUGUGUUGGUUGUCAACCGAGAGACUCAGUCAGUGGUGCUGAGAGCACUGCGCACUCGAGGUAAAAAUCUAGAAGAUUUUCCAGGGCAGACGUUCGAACGGGGGACAGACGAAAUGAAUGCAAUCAUGGGCACGCCGAACAUGCAAGGCUUCGCAUAUAUGCUGGUUCAGCACAAAGCGCAGCUGGGCAACAUGUACAUCAAGAAGAUCCAAGUCUUCAAGUGCGUGACGAUGCGCGAGCCUCCUUGUAUCAUCGCGCAUGUAUCCAAGCCAGACGCCUGGGUUGACCCUGGGGGCGGCGAAGUCGCCAGACGCGACGGAGGCCAUAACGUAGCGCGUAUGCACAAGAUCUUCGCGAAGCUUUGA